Molecule: messenger RNA, 1368 nt
Organism: Malassezia globosa CBS 7966
Lineage: Eukaryota; Fungi; Basidiomycota; Malasseziomycetes; Malasseziales; Malasseziaceae
Exons: 1
Coding region: 1-1368 (455 amino acids)
Source: RefSeq, a predicted model, not a curated record
AUGCGUGUUGCUGGCUUACUCACUGUAGCUACAUUGGUAGCAAGCCCUUACGUGGCUGAAGCAAAUCUCAAAGAUGAUUCAGUAUCGUUGAUGGAGAAAUGCACAGGACUUGACUUCGGAUCAUGGAGUGAACAAGGUCUACGAUCGUACCUGCUAGAACGUGGUGUCGUAUCGCCUGGCUCGACGUUUGAAAAGCUUGUUCAACUUGCAAAGAAAGACUGCAGCUCGCUUGUUGAUGAAGUCAAUGCAGCUAUCGAUUCAGGUAAGGAUGUGGCGUCGUCGCAAUUUGACUCGGUUAUGAGUAUCGCAAGCUCUGUGCAAUCAGAGCUCCCUUCGAAGACAUCGGUCGUAAAGGCAAGUGCGCAACAGUUUGCUACAAAUGCUGCAAGUGAGGCACCCAAGUCAGCCAAAUCAGCUGUUACGAUGGCGAGCAAGGCUGGACAUGCUGCUUCUACAAGCAUAGCAAACCAGUGGGAUGAUGUAGCGUCAUUCAUGGACGACACGAAGGAUUAUGUGUACAGUCAUUGGAGUGAGGAAGAGCUGCGCUCCUGGUUGCGGUCGCACGGAAUUGAUCUGCCCAGUGGAUCAACGAAGCAGACGAUGCUGGAGAAAAUUCGGGAGCCAUUUGCGAAAGAGAACUUUGAGGCGCCGUACAAGCGUCUCUCGACCGACUACCUGCGGCGUUGGCUAAUUCAGCACGGCUAUCUGGCGACUGAUUUAGAGAAAACACGAGAUGAAUACCUGGAUCUUGCGAAGCAGUACUACUUCUACUUCCAAGACAAUGUGUAUGAUACGUGGACUCAGGCGGAUCUGCGCAGCUGGCUCGUGGAUCACAAAAUUAUUCCCAGUGACUGGAGCGCUACGCGUGACGAGUACCUAAAGCUUGUGAAGGACAAGUACACAACAGUGCUUGACAGUAUCUGGGCAGGUUGGAAGGAGAGCGAUAUGCGACAGUACUUGACCAGGCAGGGCGUGCUAGAUUCCCACAAGCAGUAUUCGUUUGAUGAUCUGAAGCGUCUCAUGCAAGAACAUGCACAAGCUGCUGCAUCGUCGGCAAUCAAGUAUGUAAGCUGGUCCGAUGCAAAGCUGCGAGGCUUCCUCAAGGACCAUGGUGUCAGCUUGGAGUCGCUUCCAAAGGACCGUCACGAGCUCCUUCGUCUGAUGCGGGCCUAUUAUUCGCCAAGCUGGAGUGCUGAAUGGCACGACACUAUUCUCAACUUCCUUACACGUGUGAAGUACGGCGUGCGAGAUAUGUUUGGACGCUCGGCUGAGCAGGUGUAUCAUCUGAAUGCCGACAAGAUUGGCGCAUAUGUAUCUACGGCCAAAGCAAGUGCAAGCUCGUUGCUGUAUAAUCGCGAUGAGCUUUGA